Molecule: messenger RNA, 1272 nt
Organism: Rhinolophus ferrumequinum (greater horseshoe bat)
Lineage: Eukaryota; Metazoa; Chordata; Mammalia; Chiroptera; Rhinolophidae
Gene: STUB1
Product: STIP1 homology and U-box containing protein 1
Exons: 7
Coding region: 108-1019 (303 amino acids)
Biological process (GO): proteasome-mediated ubiquitin-dependent protein catabolic process; positive regulation of proteolysis; cellular response to misfolded protein
Cellular component (GO): Z disc; cytoplasm
Molecular function (GO): protein-folding chaperone binding; ubiquitin protein ligase activity
Source: RefSeq, a predicted model, not a curated record
CCGGGCCCGAGCGGAUCGCGGUCUCGGGCUGCGGGCUCGGGCUGCGGGCACAGGGCGGGCCGGGCGCGGAGCCUGGGAGCGGAGCCCAGGCCGUGCCGCGCGGCGCCAUGAAAGGCAAGGAGGAGAAGGAGGGUGGCGCGCGACUGGGCGCCGCCAGUGGAAGCCCCGAGAAGAGCCCUAGCGCGCAGGAGCUCAAGGAGCAAGGCAACCGGCUCUUCGUGGGCCGCAAGUAUCCGGAGGCGGCGGCCUGCUAUGGCCGCGCGAUCACCCGGAAUCCCCUGGUGGCGGUGUAUUACACAAACCGGGCACUGUGCUACCUGAAGAUGCAGCAGCAUGAGCAGGCCCUGGCCGACUGCCGGCGUGCCUUGGAGCUGGACGGGCAGUCUGUGAAGGCACACUUUUUCCUGGGGCAAUGCCAGCUGGAGAUGGAGAGCUAUGACGAGGCCAUCGCCAACCUGCAGCGAGCCUACAAUCUGGCGAAGGAGCAGCGGCUCAACUUCGGAGAUGACAUUCCCAGCGCUCUGCGCAUCGCCAAGAAGAAGCGCUGGAACAGCAUCGAGGAGCGACGCAUCCACCAGGAAAACGAGCUGCACUCCUACCUCACGCGCCUCAUUGUGGCUGAGCGGGAGAGGGAGUUGGAAGAGUGUCAGCGGAACCAUGAGGGUGAUGAGGACGACGGCCACGUCCGGGCCCAGCAGGCCUGCAUCGAGGCCAAGCACGACAAGUACUUAGCAGACAUGGAUGAGCUCUUUUCUCAAGUGGAUGAGAAGAGAAAGAAGCGGGAUAUCCCUGACUAUCUGUGUGGCAAGAUCAGCUUUGAGCUGAUGCGGGAGCCGUGCAUCACGCCCAGUGGCAUCACCUAUGACCGAAAGGACAUCGAGGAGCAUUUGCAGCGCGUGGGCCACUUUGACCCUGUGACCCGGAGCCCCCUGACCCAGGAACAACUCAUUCCCAACUUGGCCAUGAAAGAAGUCAUCGACGCGUUCAUCUCCGAGAAUGGCUGGGUGGAGGACUACUGAGGCAGGGCCACUGGCCCCACCUUACCUGACACCCUGGCCCAGGAGGGCCUUGGGGCGAUAGCCCCCAACCCCUGUACAUAGUUUGUGCCCCUGGAUCCCUGCUCUGGUGUCCCCACCCCAUCCUCCAUCAGGUCUGCUGGUUGGCCAUGAGCCUCCCCGUCCCCCUUCUGGGCCAGAAACAGCAGGCUAGGGUGGCUUGGGCUGAGGUUGCUGCUGCCACCACUGUCCCUGUAAUAAAACCUGUGAGCAGUCA